Molecule: messenger RNA, 2916 nt
Organism: Neurospora crassa OR74A
Lineage: Eukaryota; Fungi; Ascomycota; Sordariomycetes; Sordariales; Sordariaceae
Product: flavin-containing amine oxidasedehydrogenase
Exons: 3
Coding region: 372-2126 (584 amino acids)
Molecular function (GO): oxidoreductase activity
Source: RefSeq, a predicted model, not a curated record
CUUUAUUUCGACCUCCACCUCUUUGUAUCGCGCCGAAAGCCAAAAAGCAACGAAGAAGCGAUCGAUCUAUGUGUAACUGAUACCGACUGCGAUCGCUAGCCGACAUCUGGAUCUACGGAAAAUGGCUUUGGCCACCUUGACAAAGCCGAUCGCAACUGCAAAUGUACUGCGUAGGCCAGCAUGAGACAUCAUGACGCAUUCCAUUUGCUUACUGAGCACAGCUUGUUUUUCCUACUCCGUGAUGGUAUGUAUAUAUCAACAAUUAUGGACAAACCCGCAAUGACUUGAAAUUUCUCCCGCUAUGCUUGCGCAGCUUUCCGACGCGAACGCCAAGCUGAUAUCAAUCCCGACCGCACUUCUCGACACCUUCCAUGCCACUUUGGAGCUCUUCAACGCGACCGCCAUUGCUUCCAACCAAUAUGGCAGGCGAGGAGCGGAAGAAGAAGGUGCUUAUCGUAGGCGCGGGUGCUGCCGGCAUGUCAUGCGCCUACCACCUGUCCAACCAUCCUGAGAAAUUCGACGUCACUGUCAUCGAAGCCGCCAACUACUGCGGCGGUCAAGCCUUCUCCAUCCCCCUUGACAAGCAGAAGCACGGGGCAUCAUGGCUCAACCAGGGCGUUCAAGGUGGUUCUUACAUCUUCCACCACACCAUGACGAUGUUCGCCCGUCAGGGGUACGCUGCCAACCCUGUCAAGCUUCAAGUCUCCUUUGGUAAGGGUGAUAGGUUCUGGACGAACGUAUAUCCCACCAAGCUCCUGGAACGACACCAAAGCGAAGUCAAGCGCUUUUACCGGAUGCUAUCCUUCCUCCGAUGGUUCGAGCUGAUCUUCGCGUUGCUACCCAUCAAAUACCUGAUGAAGCUCUUCUGGUUCAGCUACGAGUUCGCGAACACGGUUGCUCUGCCCAUGGUUGCCCUGUUUCUGGGCACUGGAAACUACACGCCUGACGUACCCACCAUAAUCCUCGAGCGACUGUGCACAAGUCCGACAUAUGGAAUGUGGUAUCCGGCUGAUAAGGAGAGCAUCGCCAGUAACAUGCCACCCAUGAUUGUUUUCCCCAACUUUAGCAAUUUUUACGAGGACUGGCACAAGGAUCUGGUGAAGAGAGGGGUAAACAUUCGAUUGUCUACCGAGGUAACUCAGAUACUGAGUCGCGACAAGAAUGGAGUGGUGGUCAAGACUAUCAAGCGGACCCCAAUGCCGGACAACCAUAACCCUACGAGCGCUUGGGCAACUGAGGAUCCGGUCAUGAACGCUGAUGCCGACGCCGAAGAGACAACCGAACACUAUGACGAGAUUGUAAUCUGCUGCCUCGCCGACACAGCCAAACGCCUCCUUGGCCGAACCGCCUCCCUCCGCGAGCGCCAAGUCCUAGGCUCCGCCAAGUUUUCUGACGACAUCACCAUCACCCACCACGACUCCUCCUACAUGCGCAAGCACUAUGAGAACUUCUUCAACCCAUCCCAAGCCGUCAACUCCCUUUCCGGCGUCGACCACUCCUCUCGUGUCAAGUUCGCCCGCGACAACUUUCGCCCCAUGUACUACAUCAAGCCCUACGACGCCGACCUGACCAAGCUGGAGAUGUGCUUCGACUGCACCAACUACCAGGCCCAGUUCCCGCCCGAGGUUGACUUUGACAACCACGUGUUCCAGACCAUCUACCUCAACAAGCAGCGCGACGGACAUCUCUGGACUGACGACGAGAUCGACGAGUCAAAGAUCAUCCGCAAGGACUGGUGGCAUCAGCUAUGUCACUCCUGGACGCACUACGCUUUUGUGGUGCCCUGGAUGUGGCUUCUCCAAGGAAGAAGGCACACGCGGUUUGCAAGCUCGUGGACGAUGAUCAAUGCGCAUGAGGUGGCAGUCAUGAGCGGGAUUGCGGCCGCGGUCGAUUUGGGGGCGCAGUACCCAGAGGAUCUGGAAAGGGACGGAUUUGCCCUGUUGAGCUUUAGGUUGUAUUACCUGCUGAUAUAUGGACGGUGGUAUAGGAGGAAGGUGAAGAAGGAGGAUAGGAUGGGGGAGGGACAUGAGUGGGCGUCGGGGCUAUAUGGGAGCGUUUACAAGGGGCCAGGUGUGAUAGAGAAGGAAAGAGAGAUGUGGAGGGAGGAGAGGGCCAAGGAUGAAUGAUCAUCGUGAAACGUGAUCCUUUGGAGCUACGAGCGGUGGCGUUGCUGGCUGGUACGACAACGUCUUGGCUACUCUCAGAGGUUGCAUUCACAUCUCAAACCCGAAGAUCGGCAGCCACAUUCGAUCAGAUGCUGCCCGAGUCUUUAGCGACGCUGUUAACUUCAAUACCCUUUCUUCCAGGACUAUGGCCUGAAGCUCAAUUCUUCCUCUCCCUUCUACUUUUACAACCCCGCCGGAAAAGACAAGGUCAUGGAGUACCUAGUUGGCGGCAACUGCUCAAUGCCAGAACAUCUAUUACAGCUACUGGUCGACCUAGGCGCUCGGCUUCAUAUCCGAAAUGGAGAAGGCCACACCCCUCUUGUGCGCUGUCUAUAGAUGCGACAGCCCGCCACCGAAGCUUCGAAGACCAAAGCUACGAAAACCAUCGCUCAUCAGAAGGCUUGGAAUCAGGGCGGGUUGUUUGGGACCAUCAAUCGUUCACCCGCAGACGAUUCGUGCGCUCAUUGAGGCGUGCUAUUGGGUGAACAUCAGGAUGGAAGAGAAGUACACGUGGGGGAAGGAGAAGGCUGACGCUUGAUCGGAUUCUGGAAAUUCGGUCCCCUGGUGGAAGCCUCUUGAAGGAUUCGAAAUAAUGGGACAUUGUGGAAGGAUCUUGUUCGGCACCUUCCGGUACAGCUCAGAGUUGGAGUUUGACGGAAGCAUCAUCUGAGAAGACGGGCCGUCGGAAGUUAAUGGAGAGUGAUUAUCUCAAAAAGUAUCUGUUUAAUCUCAAAGUAUUUCAAUACUUUCC